AUGUGUUUUCUCAAUUUUGGUAAGACUAGCGCUGCUGUAGAUGAGCUACGGGCUAAAAUUACUGAGAAUCUUCAGCAAAUCUCGGAAAGUAUUUCAGAUAUGUUCCAGGAUCAAGAGCUCCAGAAACAUGAAACAAUCGACGCCCUAAGCAAACUUGCGCAAACCAUGGAACGCUUGGAAGAACGCGAAGCUAUAAUAAAUUCCACGCUGCGAGAGAUGGAAUCUAUGAGACAAGAGCAUGGGUCUCAGGACGUCAAAAUACAGAACAUGAUCCUCACAUCGGAGCGGGAUACGCUCCUCGAUGGGCUCGAAAGCACGCGCUCACAGCUGACGGAUGCGAAACGAGCAGAGGAAAGCUACCGUGAAAAAUUUGCAGACACGAAAACGUCAUUGAAGGUUCUCCAGGCACGUUUUGACACCCAAUGCAUCGCCCUCGAGCUUGCCGAAAAAAGUGUCAGCGAGGCUCGGGUAAUCUUCCGUUUUCUUUGCAGGUUUGUGCUAAGCUUACCAAUUCUAUGGGAACCCCCACACUCCACAAUUUUGACUCCAAAGAAGAUUUACAAUGAAUCGAUUAGCCAUGUCAACGUUCUUGAGGAGCGCGAAAGAUCGUUGCAGCGGGGGCUUGAUGAAGCCAACUCCGCAACAGCCGCUGAACGGGACUUUGUUUGCAGCCUUCAGAAGAAGCUUUCAGACUGCCAAAAAGACCUUCCUCAACUGCAAGACAUUCAAAGAGUUGUGGAGCAGAUUGCGGAGCAACGUCCUCAUGAUACUGAGCUACAGAUCCAAGAGCUAAAACGUGAAAUAGGCUCUCAGCAUGGCGAGCUGUGUGACAAGGAUGAGGUUAUAUUAAAGCUGACCCAGACUACUCUUGAUCAAGACCCGCAACUUCUUCAAAGAUCUAUGAACAUCACCGUCUGCCAUAAACAGAGAGACCUGAACGAUGACGAAUGGACACUGGUCAAGAGCCUUGCUGAAGAAGCCACAAAAGUGUUUGGCUGCACAAUAGCGGAAAAGGAUAACAAUAUUAGAAUAAGAAACGACCUCAUCGAGACACUUCAAGCUAGGGUACGAGGUCUAGAAGCAUCUUUAGCCAAUCGUAUAGGAGCUUCACCAUCCGGAAGCUCGAGAGACAGUAAGCAAGAUGAAUCGCCCUGUAAUGAUCCUCCGUAUGAACCUCCGACCGCCCGAACUACUAGCGCACUUGGAUCCCGCGUGCCAGCGAAGCGCAUGAACUCCCUCGAUGAAGAUUCAGUGAGACCAGCAAACCGACCGGUCCCUGGGAAGUCCAUCCAACAAAAAUACGAACGAGGAAAAGUUCACAUGGAUUGCUUCUUCUUUUUAUCGUUCGACUCAUCUUGGGUGAACCGAAUGCUUGUUUUGCAAGUCCCUUAUUCCACAUUUGCAAAUAACGAUGAGCUAUCGGCACCGGCGCCGUCCAGCGCCCGCUGA
Suillus plorans is the source of this 1449-nucleotide messenger RNA. RefSeq lists its product as uncharacterized. The transcript has 15 exons. Bases 1 to 1449 code for a protein of 482 amino acids. NCBI's taxonomy places the organism in Eukaryota, Fungi, Basidiomycota, Agaricomycetes, Boletales, Suillaceae. The record is from RefSeq and is a predicted model, not a curated record.